Prunus persica (peach) is the source of this 1651-nucleotide messenger RNA. Its product is annotated as protein DETOXIFICATION 12. Gene Ontology annotation, cellular component: membrane. Bases 128 to 1333 code for a protein of 401 amino acids. Gene Ontology annotation, molecular function: antiporter activity; xenobiotic transmembrane transporter activity. The transcript is spliced from 7 exons. The record is from RefSeq and is a predicted model, not a curated record. Gene Ontology annotation, biological process: xenobiotic detoxification by transmembrane export across the plasma membrane. Lineage: Eukaryota; Viridiplantae; Streptophyta; Magnoliopsida; Rosales; Rosaceae.
UCAUAUCUGUAAAAUUUCUCUUUCAACAUCCUAAAUUAUUAAAGUAGCUAAAUAGCUAGCUAGAGUUUGAUUACUUUCGCUGAGGAUCGAUGGAAGAGGCACUGUUGGAAACGAGGAAAGAGUUGACAUGGGGCAGUGCCCUUGUAGAAGAACUAAAGAAGGUGAUGAAGAUGGCGGCUCCGAUGGUGGUGGUGACUUUGUCUCAGUAUCUGUUGCAGGUUAUUUCGAUGAUGAUGGUUGGACAUCUUGGGGAACUCUCUCUUUCUGGUGUUGCUAUUGCCACCUCUUUCUCCAUCGUCACUGGCUUCAGUCUCCUUGCCAAGACCCUUUAAUCGCACAAGAAGCUGGCAGAUAUGCAAUUUGGCUCAUCCCUUCACUAUUUGCCUACGCCGUUCUUCAAUCGUUGGUUCGAUUCUUCCUAGCUCAGGGCCUGAUUUUCCCAAUGCCCUUAAGUUCAUCCUUGGUUCUGCUUCUGCACAUACCUCUAUGUUGGGCUCUAGUCUUUCAUUUGGGAUUAGGAAAUAUUGGCGCGGCUUUGUCCACAGGUUUAUGCAAUUGGUUGAAUACAAUCAUCCUUUUGACUUACUUGAAGUAUUCUUCAACAUGUGAGAAAACUCGUGUCCACUUCUCAACUGAUGUUUUCUUAAGCAUUAAGAAGUUUUUUGUCUUGGCCAUCCCCUCUGCUGUAAUGGUUUGUCUUGAAUGGUGGUCAUUUGAGCUGCUUAUUUUACUCUCUGGGCUUCUACCAAACUCGAAACUUGAAACUUCAGUGCUUUCUAUUUGCCUCACAACAACUUCAUUGCACUACUUUAUACCAUAUAGUGUUGGCGCUGCUGCAAGCAACCGAAUUUCAAAUGAAUUAGGAGCCGAUAAUCCACGUGUAGCUCGAGUAGUUGUUUGGGCUGCAAUGGUUCUUGCAGUUACUGAAGCUGUCAUCGUGAGCACAAUUCUCCUCUGCUGCCGUUCUGUGUGGGGUUAUGUUUAUAGUAAUGACAUGGAAGUUGUCAAUUAUGUCAAACGACUUGCUCCACUGCUUUCCCUCUCACUUUUCGCAGACAGCUUACAAGCUGUACUUUCAGGGGUUGCUAGAGGAUGUGGGAUGCAGCGUAUAGGGGCUUAUAUAAAUCUUUGUGCAUAUUAUAUAGCUGGAAUUCCGGUUGCCGUCGUAUUGGGUUUUCUUCUACAUCUGAGGGGAAUGGGGCUUUGGAUCGGAAUGAUGACAGGCUCUUCUGUACCGGCAUUGUUGUUCAUUCUCAUAACGUCCUUCAUAAAUUGGCCAAAACAGGCAACCAUGGCAAGGGAGAGGAUAUUUAGAUUUCAACAAGCAAAUUGAAGUCAUUUCAGUCGACUGCAGUGUUCUGAUUUGGGGGCUCAUGUACGGAAAAUCAUUUUCUUCCCUCACCUACUCGGAGCACAUGAUGUUCCCAUACCACAUCAUAGCAUUUUUAAGAAACAAUUCACACAGCUUUUGAGCUUCACAUGUUGGCUUGCCAUAUAAGUUGGUGAAAAAGAUGGGUUCAUCUUCAUAUAUAGCAUCAUUUGAAUCUUCGAGUCUUCUACAUCCGUAUCGUUUAUACAUAUACAUACAGUCCCAUUUUAUUGUUUGAGGAACAUUCUUUAGGGUCCCUUACGAAUUAUUUUUUUUCAACAA